Emiliania huxleyi CCMP1516 is the source of this 1006-nucleotide messenger RNA. RefSeq lists its product as hypothetical. The record is from RefSeq and is a predicted model, not a curated record. The coding region runs from base 154 to 687 and encodes 177 amino acids. The transcript is spliced from 2 exons. NCBI's taxonomy places the organism in Eukaryota, Haptophyta, Isochrysidales, Noelaerhabdaceae.
GUGCAGGCGGCGCUGCCGUCGCUCGAGCGCUCCCUGGCGGAGAAGGUGGCGGCGAAGAAUGGCGGCGGCGCCUCGCUCGACGCGCGGCUCGAGGCCGCAAAGACGGACCUCGAGCCGCGUCUCGCCGCCCUCAAGCAGAGCGAGUGCGAGGCGAUGCAAUCGCUGGCGCAGGCGGUCCUCACCUCGGUCGCCGGCGAGCCCGCCGCCGCCGCCGCGCCCGCGUCGGCCGCCGGCAGCGGCGAGGCGUCCGCGGCGCGCUGCGCCGAGCUGCAGUCGGAGAUUGCAAAGCAGCAGGCUGCCGUGGAGGCGAGGGAUGCGGAGCUCGCGUCGCUACGCUCGCAGCUGUCACGAUUACAGCGCGAGGUGGCGGAGAGGGACGGAGGCGGUGGGACGAGCGGCCGGCGCGCGAUCGGCGUCGGCGGCGGGCCGCAGGCGCAGGCCACGCCGGCCCCGCGAGUAGCAAGUGCGGCGGAGGGGGCGAGCGGUUGCCACGGCGCGGAGGUGUCGCCGCUCUACGCGCGCGCGUCCUCUCUCGGCGCCGAGGGGCUGGACAGCGGCGCCACGCCGCGGGGCAACGGGCUGCGGGGCAUACCGACCGACAACCUUGGCCGGAUGACACCGCUCGGGUUGGCGCACAACUCGUCUGGCUCUGGCGCCGACCUCAGCGAGCGCACGGGCGAGAGAUGAGGCGGACCGCGCAGGUGGGGCGGGGGCUUGUGGGCUGAGGGGCCGGUUGGGCGACGGUUUUGGCGGGGCUGCCAAUAGAGCGGAAGGGGCGGGCUAAGCAGGCGGCCGGGUUCCGCUGCGAGCGUUUGGGCCGUGGGCCAUGCAAUGGAGGGGGGCAGAGGGGGGGCAUGAUGGGUAGCGAGGGCUGAUUAGCCAGAGGGCGUGCUCUGGUCCUCUGGACGACCGUGGACGCCACGACUGCCUGAAGUGGGCGGUACGGGUGGAUGCUUUCUCUGAGGGCUAGUCUGAGGGAGUUUUGUUGUGUGAAAUUCAUCACUGG